GCAUGGGUGGCUGGGUGGGGUUGGCGGUUGAGAGGGAUUUGAGGAGGGCAAAGGGAGGACACAUUCCUGCGCCCUCCAUGUCGGCACAGACGAGGGCAGCUGCUGUGUACGGGCUCCACCAGAGGGGCAAGGGGACUGUUUGUGGGUGGCAUGGAGGGUGCCGACGAAGAAAUGCGGGUGUGAUGUGAUGUUGCCAUGACGUCCGCUCUCUCCCCUCCCUCCCGCUCCGCCCUCCCACCUGCCCAACCCCUCAGGCCGCUGCCGCCUCCUCCCUCACCAUCCCUCGCGCCUACGACUCCACCCUCCUCGCCCUCAAACGCACCUCCACCGCCUCUUCCUCCAACUCCUCCUCCUCCUCCUCCUUCUCCUCAAGUACCACCAGCACCAGCACUACCUCCUCCAACUCCUUUCCCUUCGCCGGCCGGGCAGCCUCCAUGGCAGCCGGGGCGGCGGGGGUGGAGGGCGGCGGCGGCGCUGCGGGCGUGGUGGACCUGCGGGUCGCGGAGCUGAGCAGCCCGGUGAUGGUGGAGGCGGUGGCGGGGGUGCGGCGGCAGGCGGGGCACGAGGGCUGGGUGGGGCUGCAGCGGGCCAUCAUGCAUGUGCCCACGCUGCAUGGCCUGCUGAACAGCCUGGGCAUCUUCCGCCCCAAGCUCGCCAUGUCGGGUGACGUGGCUCGGCUGUCUCUGGACGCGGGGGACAUCACCGCUGACCCACGGGUCGCUUGUGUGGCGGUGCAGGCGCGCAACAGCCCCGCCAUCCUCACCAGCCCCAACGAGGUGGACGACCUCAUUCCGCUGCUGCUCGCCCAAGACCGCUCCGCAGCCUUCAGAGACAUCCUCUCCCAGAUAAACGCAGCCGCAAACACCGGCAUCACCCCCACCUUCAUCCCCGGCUUGCUCUCCUCCUACGGCCCCUCCGGUGACGCCAGCGGCCCCGCCAACAUCACGGGCGGUCUGGGCCCCGGCCUCGGACCGGUGAUGGGCGGUUUCACGGUGGGCAGCAACGGCAGCGUCAGCAUGAGCGGGUGCGCGUUUGGAGGCGCCCAGAUCGUGUCCUCUCCUGCACUGCUGCUGGCCAGCAAGCCCGGCAUCCGCAUCCUGUUGUUCGUUGCGGCCAAUGACGUGACGCAGCUGGCGGUGAACUUGGUGCUGCUGAUGGCACGCCCCGGUCGUGACGUGGUGCACCUGGUGACGGUGGUUCACAACAGCCUGGUCACCACCACCGGGCAGGCGCUGGUGCUCAAGUACCUCAAACAGAUCUCCAACGCCAUGAUCGAGGCGCACGCGGAGGUGCUGGUCAAGGGCAUGUGCGGGCUGCUGGAGAUGAUGGAGUCCGCGGUUGAGCGGCUGUCCCCCGGCCUGGUGGUGCUCGCCUCCUCGGCGCUCACCAUGAGCAACCUCAACACGGCCUCCGUGAUGGGCAGCGUGACGCUGUCGGUGCUGAAGCGCCUGUCGCUGCCCGUGGCGGUGGUCACGUCGAACAGCAGGAACCUGGUGCUGACGCAGAGGCGCACCGCGCUGCGCUGCAUGGCGGUUGUGGAGGCCACCUCGCGGCCCGCCCUCAACUUCCUGUGCACCUCCUGCAUGGAGCCCAUGCGGGGCGACCGGCUGGUGCUGGCGGGCCACCACCCCACCCGCCAAAUGACCUCGCAGCAGCAGCAGACGCAGCGGCGCCUCAUUGACAAUUUCGCGGACAUUGCCUCGAGUCAUCGCUUCCACUCGGCCUCCCGGCUGCAGCUCGACGGCUCGCUGGACCGAGCGCUGUCUGCGGCGGCGGACGAGGAGGGGAUCCACCUGGUGGGAAUGCAGCUGCCGCUGGGAAGCAAGGGAGUGCCCGGGCAUGUGCUGGGCCUUAUCCGCUCCUGCAAGGGCGCCGUACUGGUGUACCGGGACCCGCUGUGAGGGCGCUGUGGGUGAGGCGAGCUUUGCUUUGCUGCACUAGAUGGGGAGACCAGAGAGAGCGCGGUGGGGUGCGCUUGGGACUGAGAGGGGAGUGGCGUAUAGGGGGGGUCGUGCAAGCCAGCUUUGCUUGCAUGGGAUAAUGCAGGGCGGGGGAGUGAGAACAGCGGCUGAUGAGCCGCAGAGGCUGGGAGACGCCGGUAGAGGACGUACCCGUCGGCGGGUCAUGCGCCUGAAACGAUGGCUGCAACGGCACGAUGACGGGAGGCUUGCCCAUUAGUCGGGGGUGAAUUGCUGUGUGCUUGAUGAGGACUGCGCAGGUGGCCUUUACAGUUAACUGUUUUUGACCCGGUUGCUAGCAUGCUAAUACCAUGCCCUGUAGUGGAUUGUCAUAGUUCAUUGCUGGCGAAGUGUGCAAAGCAGCACUUCAAUUUAUCCAUUAGUCUGUAUUGGACUGGUUGUCGGCCUAGCCCUGGCGUGCAUAUCUUAAAUCAUGUAUGUUAUAGCCCCAUGCGCUAGUACUAGCAUGCCUCCUGUGGCGGCUGGAACACCUGCCUACAGGCAUACACUUGCAUGUUGCUUUGCUUACGAUUGUUAGUGAGCGGGUUGCAUCGGGUGGCCUUUCCCGCCGUGAUGGGGCGUACAAUUGACGCAUGCUCGCAACGUGAUUGCUUCGCUUUGGGUUUUACAACAGGACGCGCUGACCUUUAGACAAGGUAUCUGAAAGUGGCUUACACCUAUGCGUGUGAGCAUCGUCCCAGACUGGUCAAAUGCACCGGCGCAUUGGCGCGCCUUACCGUGCUGCCUGGUUUUAGGUUGGAAAAUGAGCGACAUGGCCGCUAGUCAGUCCUAAAGAGGUGACAUGAUAACUGUAAGCCAUAAGGGGCGUCUGA
Molecule: messenger RNA, 2791 nt
Organism: Astrephomene gubernaculifera
Lineage: Eukaryota; Viridiplantae; Chlorophyta; Chlorophyceae; Chlamydomonadales; Astrephomenaceae
Source: the annotation of a GenBank genome assembly